AACUGUGUGAAGAUGAUGAACGGUACACGUGAAGAAUGUGAGGCCGCGGAGUACUAAAUCAGCGCUUGGAGGAAGAAAUAGUUUUAGGGUUCUUUCUUCGAGUGUUCUAAGAGGUCAGUGGGGUGAAGAAACUGGAGUGUCUAAGUUCAAUGUAAGCAAAAAUCUGGAGCUUGCAAGGUUAUCAUGGAGGCUCAGACUCAUGAGGUUAUCCCUACUAACCCUCGGGUUAAAGUCACACUUCAACUUGGAUCGGAAAAAUAUUCUGUAAAGGGGAAUGGAGACCAUAUCUCUGAGCAAUUAAUUUCAAUGAAAGAGAAAACCAUGAGCAUACUCAAGGAUUUUAUCACCAAGUAUAACAUUCCAAACAAUGUGCCUGACGAGUUAGUUGAAAGUUCUUCAGAAGAUGAGGAAGUCCAAGAGAAGCCUCAGAUAUUCGAGAUAGAUCAGUUUUUGGAGCUCUGCACUUCUUGUUUUUCAGUGAACUGGGAUUCAAAUUGAAUGUUAGCUGUGCUGGUUGUAUUCAAGUACGACUAUCUUAUGGUAAGGGCGGUUGAUAAAUUUUUUACCAAUUGUGCAUGUUAAGGUUCAAAUUUGUUUUCAACAUUGGAUUUGUUAGUUUCUGGAAUUGAUGGAUUCAAUUUAUCAUUACUGAAA
This is a messenger RNA of Carica papaya (papaya), 654 nucleotides long. RefSeq lists its product as uncharacterized. NCBI's taxonomy places the organism in Eukaryota, Viridiplantae, Streptophyta, Magnoliopsida, Brassicales, Caricaceae. The record is from RefSeq and is a predicted model, not a curated record.